This is a messenger RNA of Vigna umbellata (rice bean), 1880 nucleotides long. RefSeq names its product S-adenosyl-L-methionine-dependent methyltransferase. The record is from RefSeq and is a predicted model, not a curated record. NCBI's taxonomy places the organism in Eukaryota, Viridiplantae, Streptophyta, Magnoliopsida, Fabales, Fabaceae. Gene Ontology annotation, molecular function: methyltransferase activity.
AAUGCUUUCAGUUCUCUAGCAGCAUCUUCAAAUCUAAGAUUUCCCUCCACAAAACUGGGAUCGGAACGUUUAGAAGCAAUUUUAAUUGCACCUGUUUAUCUGGAUCAUAGAAGGAUCAUGUGCUAUAAGUUCAUAGUUUAUAGACAAGUGGAGUCCGUUUACCACUUUGAGUAUUCCACAAUAUAUGUCAAGUUCAUGAAUCACAUGUUGGGGAGGAAGUAACCAUUAUUCUAUUUUCAAUGAAUAGCCAAAUGCAGCUUUUCAAACAGAAAUUGUUCAUCAUCUCUUGUGUUGUGGUGUUCUUUUUUUAGCUAUAGAGCAUCUGCUCGUGUUUCUUUUAUGCUAUGAUGUGCCUGUAUUAGUUUUCCAUUUCCUUCAAUUUUUCAUCAUGGGGAGAUCAUGUCUUCCCAAAUGCAGGCUUGCCAGAAUAAUGGGUUGGAUACAGAUGAUUUUGGGAGGGUUGGUCAUACUAGUAAGCAUUUUGAGUCUCACUAGAUUCUACUCUGCAGGGUUUUUCCUCCACAAUGAAGACAUAUGCCAGCAUUUCUACAAUGUGGGGGAAGUUUCUGAUGGCUUUGAUGUCAAAUCACUCUCUGGGAGAAUUGGAGAAGUGAUAGACAUGUUGGAAGCUUUGCAGGGAAAGCUUGAGUCAAAAGUGCAAGAUAUGGAGAAAAGCAAGAGUACCUUGUUGGAGAAGAAGUUUUUAGAGGAUGAAAUAGUUAGGCCUCUUCAUAUUGCCAAUGUUGCUCUGAGGAAAAUUCAGGUUCCAAAUGUUGAAGGUAUGAACUCCACAGUGAAGGAGGAUCCUUUGAUCAACUUUUUCAUCACUGAGGAGAUCAGAAAGUACAUAACCCCAAAGGAGAACAGAGUUGGUAAGAUGAACCUGUAUGGUACAGACAAGGUUUACAACACAAUUGGUCAUGCCUGUGUUUUGUACAAGGAAGAGCUAGAGAAGUACAUGGACUAUGACAUUGGCUCAUACUGUGAUGAUGAUUGGAAUUUGGCUCAGAAGCUUAUGCUUAAUGGGUGUGAUCCUUUGCCUAGAAGAAGGUGUUUGACAAGAGCCUCAAAGGAAUACCAAAGGCCAUACCCUAUUAAUGAGUCACUGUGGAGACUUCCAGAUGGAAGAAAUGUGAGGUGGGGGAAUUACCAAUGCAGAAAAUUUGAGUGUUUAUCUAGCAAGAACCCAAAAAGGGGUUACUCAAAAUGCAUUGGAUGCUUUGAAAUGGAGAAGGAAAAGCUGAAAUGGGUGGCUAAAAGUUCAGUUCUUGUAGACUUUUUUAUCAGUGAAGUUUUGGCAAUCAAGCCAGGAGAGGUUAGGAUUGGACUAGACUAUGGCAUUGGCACUGGCACAUUUGCAGCAAGAAUGAGAGAGCAAAAUGUGACAAUUGUCUCAACUGCACUCAACCUUGGAGCUCCUUUCAGUGAGAUGAUAGCUCUUAGGGGUUUGGUUCCUUUAUAUGUCACAUUGAACCAAAGGCUUCCAUUCUUUGAUAACACUAUGGACUUGGUGCACAGCCAUGGUUUUAUGGAUGGUUGGAUUGAUCUUUUGCUGUUGGACUUUAUAUUGUAUGAUUGGGACAGAAUUCUAAGACCAGGAGGUUUAUUGUGGAUAGACAGGUUCUUCUGCAACAGAAAGGAUUUGGAUAACUAUGUGUACAUGUUUCUUCAAUUAAGGUACAAGAAACACAAGUGGGUUGUAUCUCCAAAGUCAAAGGAUGAGAUAUAUCUCUCUGCAUUGCUGGAAAAACCUCCUAGAGCCAUAUGAACACAAUCAACUUUUUAUUCUAAUAUUUAUUUAUGUAGCUGUAUUAUCAGAUAUGUUUGAGUACUUAAGAGUUUUUAUUUCUUUUGGAUUUCCUUCCUGCUAACGAUGUUAC